Molecule: messenger RNA, 8476 nt
Organism: Thamnophis elegans (Western terrestrial garter snake)
Lineage: Eukaryota; Metazoa; Chordata; Lepidosauria; Squamata; Natricidae
Exons: 15
Coding region: 643-3090 (815 amino acids)
Source: RefSeq, a predicted model, not a curated record
UUGCUCCUGAACAAGGCUCGUUUUGCAUUGGGCGAGGCGGCGGCGGCGGUUGGCGCCGUUCAUUACUCUUCUUGUCCCUCCUGGCGACCUCGGCGGCGGCGGCGGAGGAUGGAAGAGCGGGAAAAAGGAGGAGGAAGGCACGGUAGCCGGAGCAGCGCGGACCCCUCUCUUGGUUUGAGAGAAACCAAAUGAAGAAAAGAUUUCAAGGCUCUGGAAUGUAUGAUAAAGAGUGAGAAUGACCAAACUAAAGACUGCUUGAAAACCAUCAGCAGCAAACGGAGGAGCUGUUUUGAAUGCUCAUGUUGUGCAUUUGGAAUGUUUCCUGUUGGUAGCAUCAAGAGGGAGAGGCCAUCCAGAGCCUCAACAGGUGCAGUGUAAGACAUACCAGCCAUCCUAGCUUUUGACAUGAAGAAAGAUAUAGAUGCUUUAAUAGCAGAAGAAAGGGCAGAAAUCAUUGCUAAAUAUGAGAAGGGAAGGCAAGAUGGAACUCAGAUUGAUCCAUGGGAAGAUGCUGACUUUGCUCUUUACAAAGUUACAGACAGAUUUGGGUUUUUGCAUGAGCAUGAGUUACCAAUUCAUAGUGCUCUGGAAGAAAAGCAAAAAGCUCAGUGAAGAUUGAAAGAGGUGGACAAAUGGCUGAAGAUGUUAAGAAAAUGGGGAAAAUACAGAAAUCGUGAAAAGAUGUUCCGCAGAGUUUAUAAAGGGAUUCCCCUCCAAGUACGAGGUCAAGUCUGGUCACUCUUACUGGAUAUUGAAAAGAUUAAGAUGGAGAAUGAAGGGAAGUAUGAGAAAAUGAAAGAACAAGCCAGAAGCUUCUCAGCAGAAAUCAAACAAAUAGAUCUGGAUGUCAAUCGCACUUUUCGAAACCACAUCAUGUUUCGGGACCGCUAUGGAGUAAAACAACAAGCUUUGUUCCAUGUCCUGUCAGCUUACUCUGUUUACAACACGGAAGUGAGUUACUGCCAGGGCAUGAGUCAGAUUGCAGCUAUCUUGUUGAUGUAUUUGAAUGAAGAGGAUGCCUUUUGGGCCCUGGCACAACUGCUUACCAACCAGCGGCAUGCAAUGCAUGGAUUUUUCAUUCCUGGGUUUCCAAAGUUGCAGAGAUUCCAAGCUCACCACGAAACAAUCCUAAACAAGCUUUUCCCAAAGUUGAAGAAACACUUGGAUAAGGAGCAGAUGUUGACAGGAAUUUAUACAACUAAGUGGUUCUUACAGUGCUUCAUUGACCGGACUCCGUUUACACUAACGCUGCGGCUGUGGGAUAUUUACAUCCUGGAAGGAGAGAGGGUUCUUACAGCUAUGGCAUACACCAUUCUCAAACUGCAUAAAAAACGCUUGUUGAAAAUGAGCCUCGAAGAUCUGCGGGAAUUUCUGCAAGAAAAAAUUGCUGCUUCUCUGCAGUUUGAAGAUGAUGCUGUAAUCGAGCAUUUACAAGCAUCCAUGGCAGAACUGCGUAAAAUGAAACUUGAUCUUCCACCUCCAGCAAAAUCUGAAGAAUUCCCAAAAACAUCCCUGGGGAUGGAACUUUCUCUAAAUCUACUCUCAAUGAAAUCCAGUAUAGCCAAUAAUGGCCAGAAAACAGCCAUCGGUGACUUCAACAAUGAUAAAGAUGUCAUAAUACCAUCUUCUCCCGAUAAAGAUCCUCACUGCCUGAAAGAAGGAAUUGAUAACUCAAAUAUGGCAAUACAGGAAAGAACUUCUCCAGAGCACAAUGGAACAGCCUUGCAGAACAAACUGGCGGAUAUGCAUAACAAUCCUUUCCAAAGAUUUCCACCAAAUGAAAUUUUUGAAACUGAGGAGCACCAAGAGGAAGAAAGUGCCAAUAAAGUAUCUUCCGUGGAGAAUCCUAUAAUACUAGAUAACAUUCAGACAGUGGGGGGAGAUCAACAUGUGGCUUCACACAGUGGGAUAGAUAAUUCAUUAAAAAGCAGUAACUCUGAGAAGUGUAGCUUACAGGAAAAUAAACACAUUCCUUUAGAUGAAAGGGACCACAUUAUUCCCCCUGUUCUACAAGCUCAGACAACAGUCAGUUCUGCCUGGGAGUCUCACCUGCAGGUUCAACCCUUGGAAGCUGACCUGUCUACCAGCCACGACAGUACAACUUCGUUAACAAAAUCGGAGUCACUGCAUCAUUUAGACUCAGCACCCUCUGUGCAAAAUGGAGCUGCUCUUGAGCAGGAGAGCACAACCUGCUCCUCUGAAGAUUUAGUAUCUGAAGAUGCUGCCUUGCUUAAAGAUGAUUUACAGCAUCCCCCAUGUACAGAGGCCUCUUCUGCAGCAGAACACGGCCUCUUUAUACCACACGACGUGCCAGGAAAUCUAGUAGUGCCAUUCAGAGAGAGGACAUCUGCUGUUCUUUCACCCCCCUUCCAAGAUGGCCAGCGACGGCCUUCUAACGUAUCUCAGUACGAAAAUCUGUCUGAAAACGAAAACGAGGAAGAAAAACAAGUGCCCGUUUCUACGAAAUUGGCAGAUUCAAUACCACAAACUGAACUCUGCACACCAGUAUUAAGGUCUUCUAUACCCAAGUCUGCCUCACUUGGGGAGAUAGACCAUCUCCAAAAGCAAACCCAAGAAAUGACAGAUUUGGCAGAACUGCCAAAAAUUGAUGACCAGCUCACCUCAUUCCCCAUGCUGCCACAUUCCAAACAAUUGUCUGGGGGAGGCAGCGUGCCGGUCCUUUCUGAGCCUGGCUGUGAUGCCCUCUUGCUGCCUGGGGGCCUCCAAGCCCGGCCUACUUCGUCUCCUGUGUUGCAGGAUCAGCACAGCCCCUUCAGAAUUAUAAAAACCACCACCCCUCUUCAUUUGGCUUACGCCACGGAGCAAGACUGCUUGAGCAAAAAGCAGCUGGCUCUCCCUUUGCCAGAGACCAGCCACUGUCAUACAGCGGAUGGCGAAAAAUACAAUCUUGUCCCCGGGAAAGUUGAGGUAGCUGGUGAUUGUGUUCAGAAGUUGCAAAAUGUUCCGGGUGGUUCACCUGCAUUUCAGAAACCAAAAGUACCACCCAAGAUUUUCAAAGCACAUUCAGAGAACACGUUCUCUUCAAGCUGUUCUCCCAUGGGGCAAAUGUCUAAAUCAGUCACAUUCUAGAAUUACCGGGAAAGAGGAAAUUUGGGUUACAUAAUGUUUUCCAUAAGAGUUUGGAAAGGAAGGCAGAGCCUGAAGCAAAAUUAGGAAGGUGAUCGCUUUGUUCAUCAAAAUGUAUUCAGGAAUUCAGGUUAAAGUUCAAAGGCCAGGCCAGGCCGGCAGCUAAAAGCUGCACAGAGCUUCUUACAAGAUCCGGGUGAUUCGCCAAAGUAUUUGAAUUAUACGUCUCAUCUUUUUCCUCGCUAGAUAAAUGUUUUAACAAAUUUAACUUUCUAAAAAGAUCAGUGUUUCCAAACCCUUGCAGCUGAGAAAUGAAAGACAUAAUUCAGAAGAGCAGCAAGUCCAAAAGGAGUUACUUUAGGAAGAAGAAACCGGUCAGUUCGAAAUUUGGGCCAGUAAUACUUGUUUUUUCCCCAGUAGCAAUAGUAAUGUUUCUGUUUCAAUUUAGUACUGUAGCUAAUAUACUAUUACAUAUGACGCUGUGCAUACUAUAUAUGCCAGGGAAGUUAAUUUUCAUAGCAUCUAUGCAUAUCAAGCACACAUCAUAUGUGUGUCCUUUCACUAAAAUCAGACAAUUUGACAUGCCUUUUUAAAAGUUUGGUUCCUCUCGUUCCACCAUACCUCCUUGUUUAGUGAUGCCAUUUAGUCAAGAGAAAGGAGAUCCCAUCAGUCCCUUCAGUUGAACUUUUCAAUACGUUACAGACACAUGGGUAGCUUCAGAGAGAAAUCCAGAUAGUCAGGUAGAAGGUUUGCAAUAUGCUAUCCGGUGUUUCUAAGUUUGUUCAAUCCUCAAUUUAUGAGCAUGGAUCCUCUAAGGAUCUAUUACAGGAAGUAUUAGUUUGGAAUGCAAGCAAGAAGUGUUCUGAUUGCACUACAAUGCAACGUUCACAUCCUAAGGAAGUUGUGACAUCUUAUUUGCCCUCGUGCCAUUGGCAUCCCUUUGGAAAUACUCUUUUACCUUAGAUGAGUAUUGUGUUGAUUAAUAAACAGUUCUUGCACUGAUAUUAGAAGAAAAAUAGAGAAAAUAUUGGUAGCUAAGACAAUUCCCUAAAGUAGUCUUUGAUCAAGUUUAUAACUUUCCUAGCUGCUACACAGUUGUGAAAGUAAUGCAUCUCCGUUUCUCCAGGAUGCAGUUCCAAGUAGAAUUGUGUCCUGGAGAAACUGAGAUGCAUUACUUUCACAAGGGUAAAGAUUCAAAGCUUUUAUUUGAUUUAUAAUCCAGUUGAGAUUUUCUUCAGCGCAUGCAAAAUUCAUGGCUGCAUUGGUAGCAGUUAAAUUCAACAGAAGGAAAAGAUGGAAUCCUCUUUGGUGUAUGAGAAAUAUUUUGUACUCCGAGUUUUCAGUUUUUCUGUAAUUAGGAUUCCUUUUGUUUUUAAUAAGGUGUGAUAACUCAUUCAGACUAUUAUAAUUCUGCAGUGCAUGCCUCUUCUUUUUUACAUCAGUUACAUUUUGCAGCAUCAGAUGCACAUUAAAUACCUUCAUGCCUUAAAUCUGUGACACACAUUUCCCACUGCAAGAACAAUGGACAAUUCAAGGAAUUCUAAUAAGCAAGGUGUAAGUGUUACUUUAAGAUGCCAAGAAGCGGAGCCUAGUGUUUAUUGUAAAGAGGGGAGGCAAUUCCAUGUCCAUCCAGAUUCUGGGCUCCAAUUUGCAUGUCGUUAGGUUGCAGAUGAUGGGACAUGUAAAGAGUUCAAUAUUAUCUAGGACUGAGCUUGGACAAUUGAAUAUUUUUAAUUUAUGCAUAUAUUUUAUCUUGUGUUCUGCCCUAUACCUACCCAGGCAGCACCAGACUAGGUGCAUUGUUCUAGACUAGGAGAUUAUUUUUUCUUUUUAGUUUUUUAGUUGUUUUUUUUUUAAAGCUUAGCUGAUGUCCAAGUUAAAGAAAUGUUGGUCUAUAUUUUCCAAUGUGCUCAAAUGUCGCACUCAUAACCUGAUGCCCAAUUUCUGGAACAAGACGGGGUUUAGAAUUGUGGAAAAGAAAAGUUGCGUUCCUCUGUGUAGAAAACAUGCAAGUGUCUUCUUUUAAAGCAGCAAAGCCCAUUUGAUUGGGCCUUUUCCCUUUUGCUAUUGUGUGUGUAUGUGUGUGUGUCUGUUGCAGGAGAGCAGGUGCACCUCAGUACUUCAUAACUGAUAAUUGAGCAAUUCACUUCUGUCACCUUUGCUUGCCACCUGUCUUGGUGGCCUCUCACUCUUGACCAUAAGCAAAUUUUAUACUGGAGAAACAUAGAAAGGUAGCUUUGCAUUUUAGACCUUUUUCACUUGCUCCCAAAUAGAACCUGAUUAUAUUUUUCAGCCACAGACUGGUGGAGAUUCACUUUUAAGGGCCUUCUUAUGGCCCUUCAGUUCCUAUGGUCUCCUAAUUUUUUCCCCACAGACAUAGGAGAAGGACAUUGGCCCUACUCCCCACUAUACUUGAGCAAGACUGUUGCUGAAUUAUGGGGCCAGGGGCAAAGCUUGCGUCUUCAGUAGAGAGGCACCUGAUAGGAAAUUGUGCUGUUUAAAAAACAAAACUGCCCAUCACCAUCCAUAUCACAGGCCUUAUUCAACAUAUAGCUUCAAUUUUAACACGCUCCCCAUUGUGCAUAGUUACCUUAGUGCUGGCUGACUCAUUGGCUAAUUAGCCAUAUUUUUCCAACUACAAAAAUAAGUAUUUAAUGGUCAGGAAAAUCUGCUCUUCUCCAAAUGCUCCUUCAUAGGAAAAUAUUGAUGUCCUUCAGAACACAAAAACAAAAGCUUCUACAUAUUCCUAGCUGGAUGUCUUUUGUUUUUGAGGUGUUUUGUUUUUUUGCUUGUUUUUGUUUUUUUCAAGAGACCAAAGACUUGAAACUCUAGGACGAAGCACCCUACUAAAAUGUCAAACUGUAGCUGAAAGAGAUCCAGGAGCUCUUAUUCUUUGAAAGAAUGGACUAUGACAGGAAGACAAAUAAUCUGCUUACCUACCUUCAAAAGAUAUAGCAUUUUUUGAUUGAGUACCGUAGUCUCUUUGAAGCAAAUCCCAGACGCCAAAACAAUUUACCCAUAAAAUUUAAUUUCAUCAGCAUGCCUUUUAGGUGGAAUGAAGUCCAAGAAAGGAACUCCUUAUUCUCAAGGCAUUAAUGUAUCCCCUUUAAUAUUAGGGAAGGCAAUACUUUGAAUCCAGAGAACAAUACAUACCGGUAUACACACAAACCUAUUUGGCCACGCAGAGGUUAAUCUUGUGUAAUGGUAUUAAUCUUGUGUAAAGUUACAAAAAAAAUUUGUUUCCUAAAUGAAAGUAGUUACUGCCUAGAGGAUGAGACAGGUUACUCAUCCAUGUGCAUAUUAUUUAAAAUUGUACCUGUCUUAUUUAUGUUAGCAAUUCAAAUAUAGCUUUACAUGUAGGCAUGUGUCACGCUGCAUACUGUAUUAUGAAAAGAUAUUCAUAUGAUUACAAUUGAGCAGAUAUUUAAAAUCUGAAUAAACUAUAGUUUUAGAUGUGCUUGAAGAUGUAGCAUUUUCUAGUAGUGCAGCCACCAAAGUAAAACUGGAAGCUAGUGCUUAAGGCUUCCCAAAAAGAUUUCCUUUCUAUGAAUGAAAUGGAAAUCUAAAGUGUUUUGGAAAUCAAGAGUAAUGCCUAAAUCCUCUGAAUGCCCAAUCCAUCUAUUACUCUUUCACCUUUUCCUCCUCCUCCUUUCUCCAUUUCUUCCAAAGAUAAUUUGAAAGCAGUCUUUGCAAAAGAGAAGACAAAAAAAAAAAACCCGUUACUGGACCUAAUAUCAUGUUUAUGCCACUUUAAACCAUGUUCCACAAGAACAACAUUGGAACCGUAUCCAAAGCUGGGGUGAUAUGAGGGAAGUACUCCAACUUCGUAGUUUUCCAACCAUCUUUUAACUUGUGGGUUACAGGAUAGAGCAAAUCUUGAAAGUGUUUCACCACAAGUCAAACAUCCCAGGAAAACGUCCAAUAAAUCUCAAGUGUGCUCUUCUGCUAAGGAAUUCAUCUGGAAUGGCUAAGAACGAGGAUUAAACACUCUGAUUAGGAUGUUAAGAACUAACCCAGGCACUCCAGUGAGAUCAUGAGGUUUAACAUGCAAGUCUUGCUUUUAGAAUUUUCAUUGCUAGAGGCUAUUUGGGAUGGAAAACAGACUCUGGCAGCAUUGAAGGUGUGGAAGCCUUUUACUUCCAUAAUAUCCUUCCACAAACUAUGUUACUAUAUUAAAAGAGUUCCAUGGAUUUCUGUCUAGACUUCAGUAAUGCCUGGUUUGAUUUUGAUCAGAAUAAGCCUGUAUAAGGCCGUUUCUUGAGGUUUGGUUUUGAUGCUGUUAUUCCCCAGGCUGUUGCACUAAUAAGAUGGGGAAGGCAUCAACUUUACUUUGAUGAGGUGUAGCAAGCUCUUAGAGCAAAGCCAGCUGAGCUCCUGCAUGGAAGCGAACUUUGAUCAGCUCUAGAACUAAAUGUUCCUUAGUAUGAGAAACAGUGUUCCUUCAGAAACUCAGGGAAACAUCAGGGAAUCCCCCCCCCCCUCAAUUCCCUAAGUAGAGCUAAGAUGUAUUUCAUUUUAAAGUUAAUGUUAUCUUGAUGGACCAGCUCCAACUCUUGGAUCAGAAUAGUGCAGGCACGAGGCAGGGAUUCAGCUCUGGAUUCUGGACUUUUCCCCACUGCUGAAAGUUGGAACAGCCUGCAGUUCAGUAGACGGCCCCGUUUGGGCACUUGAUAGGUCUGCUGCCACUGUCACCCUAAAAUGUCCCAUGUUAACGGCUACUCUUGACACCUCAAAGAGCUUCCUUCCAAGGUAAUUCUGUGUGAUGUAGUCUUGCUGUCAUUCUCUUUUAUGUCUGCUUUGGGGGAAGAUAAAGCAAAAAUAUUCAUUAAAAAGAAAUCCAAAAGGAUUGUACAGGAUGUUGAAAAGCUGUGUUUUACAUGGUUGUAAUAACAGUCAAGACUUUGGAACAAAUUGCUGCAUGUGAAUUCUUUACUUGCUCUCUGGGAAUGUUUGGCAAGUUGCCAGUCUGUCCCCUGGUAUGAUGAGUUUUCGGGCUAAACUACUCAGAUGCCAUCACCGGAGGGAUGGCAGUCCGAGUGUGAUCCAUUACUGCUCAUCUUGUGGGUUUGGUUUAACAAGAGUUUGGGUUGUGACAAUUUAGGCAUGGUUUAAUCCACUAUAACCACACUGUAGACAAGCUGAGGCUUCAAGGAAAGAUUGGAAAUGGUUCCUUGCAGUAUAAUUGCAUUCAAACAUUUUCUUGGAAAUCAUAAAAUGAAACAUGCUUGUCAGCACAAUGUUCAUGUUUUCAGGCUUAUUCUGUAGGAAGAUAAUAAUUUGACUGUGAGACUUUGUGCAAAGGCCAGAGCUGUAUCAUUCAUGUGACAACUGCAAAAUUCCCAGUCUUCUCAUUUAAUGGCAGCAAGCUCUUUGCUUGCUUCCACGCCAG